GGAAAGGAUCCAGCAGAAACAUCUAUUAUCCUGGGCUUGGCAGCAAGGAAGGGGACAGGUAGUGGAAAUCCUGCAAUCUGAAAAACAGACUGAAAGGUGACAAAGAAGCUGAAGAUGGGUGGUGGAGAGAGGUACAACAUUCCAGCCCCUCAAUCAAGAAAUGUUAGUAAGAACCAGCAACAGCUUAAUAGACAGAAGACCAAGGAUCAGAAUUCCCAAAUGAAGAUUGUUCAUAAGAAAAAAGAAAGAGGACAUACUUACACCUCAUCAGCAGCUGCACGGCAGGCCAUGCAAAAUGGGGGGAAGAACAAAAAUUUUCCAAAUCAUCAAAACUGGAACUCUAGCUUAUCAAGUCCUAGCUUACUUCUUAAGUCUCAAACUAAUCAAAAUGAUGCUGGAGCCAAGUUCAGUGAGCCACCAUCACCAAGUGUUCUUCCUAAACCACCAAGCCACUGGGUUCCAGUCUCCUUUAAUCCUUCUGAUAAGGAGAUAACGACAUUUCAACUUAAAACCUUACUUAAAGGGCGCCUGGGGCAGCAGCCACUGAAUUUAGGACGUACUGUUGGUUCACAACACUCUUGGUAUUCCCAGGUGUCAUCUUCAACCUCCCCCAGUACUCAGAAGGCAGGAAGAGAUGCAGAAGAGAAGAAAAGAGGCAGGCCACUCCAGAUCGGUGGGUGA
Neogale vison (American mink) is the source of this 681-nucleotide messenger RNA. Its product is annotated as proline-rich nuclear receptor coactivator 2-like. The record is from RefSeq and is a predicted model, not a curated record. NCBI's taxonomy places the organism in Eukaryota, Metazoa, Chordata, Mammalia, Carnivora, Mustelidae. The transcript has 2 exons. Gene Ontology annotation, cellular component: nucleus; P-body. The coding region runs from base 115 to 681 and encodes 188 amino acids. Gene Ontology annotation, biological process: nuclear-transcribed mRNA catabolic process, nonsense-mediated decay.